Myripristis murdjan (pinecone soldierfish) is the source of this 5546-nucleotide messenger RNA. It is a transcript of the gene zc3h6, whose product is annotated as zinc finger CCCH-type containing 6. Gene Ontology annotation, biological process: negative regulation of DNA-templated transcription. Gene Ontology annotation, molecular function: RNA binding; metal ion binding. Gene Ontology annotation, cellular component: nucleus. NCBI's taxonomy places the organism in Eukaryota, Metazoa, Chordata, Actinopteri, Holocentriformes, Holocentridae. The record is from RefSeq and is a predicted model, not a curated record. The transcript is spliced from 12 exons. The coding region runs from base 363 to 3899 and encodes 1178 amino acids.
UGUUCUACAGACCUCAGAAGCCAUUUUGAGAUGAUGUCCCUGUUGAGAAACCCUAGGAAGAUGCUGAAAUCAACGAAAAUGGUUACAUUUCUGUCUGUUUCUCCCUCCGUCUCCUCUAUUUCACCAUGGCAGCUGUCAACCGACGGGACAUUAGCAAAGCGGGGUAUCAAGCUGUGCUCACUGAGUUAAAACGUCACUGAAAUGAAAGAGGAGAGUGUCUGUUUACUGUCUCUGUCGAGACAUGUAACACCGUGAGUUUUUUCCAGUCUGAAAUCUUCCAGCAUCUCUCACAACCCAACGUCUCCUUGAGUGAUUGAGUAAUUCACUCUUGUACCGGAGAAGGGAGGCAGAUCCGUUUUCCAAUGGCUUCUGUGAGCCUUGUUUCCAGUCCCCCAGCCCCUGUUCUUGACAAAAACAUGACAGACUCUGAGCUUGCAGGGGAUGAAAGAGAGGAUGGCGAAUUGGAAGAUGGAGAAAUAGAUGAUGAAGGGAUUGGGAUUGAAGAGGAAAACAAAGAUGCUAAGGAGGUGAACGAAGACAAAGAAAAGGAGAAAGAGAAGGAAAAGGAGAGAGAGAAGGACAAAGGCAAAGAGAAAGAGGAGAAGACUCACAGGCACUCCAGGAAAAGAUACAAAAAGACGAGAGAGAAGAGGAGGUCCAAAAGGAGGAGACGUGACAGACCGAAACACCACUCACCAUCCAGCAGCUCCAGCUCUGACAGCUACGACUCUGACUACGACCGCCCAGAAAGGCCCAAAAGCAGGAAGAGCCAGGGAUCCAGCCGAGAGCUGGAUGGCCAGUCAUCCCUGCAUGGACGGGAUUCCAAGGGUGGCCACAGCAAUUCGCAGAAGUCUCCACAACACAAGAGUGGCGACUUUGACAAAUACAGCGACUACAGUGAUGACAAGUAUGACUAUGAAGGAGAGGAGGAUGACUACACAGAUGACAUGUCAGAGUAUCAGCAGUCGAAAGAUUCGACCCCACCGUGUCAGGGCAAGGGACGCCACGCCAAGGAGCAGAUGAAGAGAGCCAAUAUGAGGGGGAUGCAGAAACAGCAGUUUGGUCAGAGGGGGCGGGGCAGAGGGAGCGGACCUGGCAGAGGACGUGGGAUGCUCAACAAGAACAAGAAACUAAAGGGCAAGAGCUGGGGCGGACGUGGACGAGGCCGGGGCGGAGACCAGGCCAUGGAGGACAUAACACCUGAAGGAAAAAAUUCUUCUGGUUUUCAGAAGAAACGCCCAAUAAUGAGCAAGGAGUUUAUCAAUCAACACACUGUUGAACACAAUGGUAGAUACAUCUGCAAAUACUUCCUUGAGGGUCGAUGCAUCAAGGGGGAACAGUGUAAGUUUGAACAUGAGCUUGUUGUACCAGACAAGAAAAAGGAACUUUGUAAAUUCUACCUCCAAGGAUACUGCAGUAAAGGAGAUAAUUGCAUUUAUAUGCACAAUGAAUAUCCCUGCAAGUUCUUUCAUACAGGAGCCAAAUGUUAUCAGGGGGACAACUGCAAAUUCUCCCACGAGGCUUUGACUGAUGUGACAAAAGAGUUGCUUGAUAAGAUAAUAAACACCGAGGAGGAGAACGCCCAUGAAGAUGAAUUGGAACUCGAGGACCUGAGGAAGCAGGGCAUCUCCCCACUCCCAAAGCCACCUCCUGGUGUUGGUUUGCUGCCAACCCCUGGUCACAGCAGCCCUCCAGACGCAGCCUCUGCCCAAGCAGGGAAAAAGAUCCCCUCUCUUUUUGAAAUAAAGGUUCAGCCUACGGUAGACCUGGCACAAAAAAUUGGUCUGAGUGGAUCCAGUUUCACUUCUGGAGCCCAGAGUCAGGGGGAAGGCACCAACCAAUUCAGUGGAGGCUCAGAGGACACACAAAGUGGAACUAUGAUGCCCUCAGGCACCACUGCUCCCCCUGUUCCUCCCCCUGGGUCACCUGGUCCUAUGGGUCACCCUACAGGACCACCCAUGCCACAGAGUCCCCCAGGACAGCUCCCACCACAUGGAUUUCCAAUGCCGCCCCCUCCCGGACAACCCCCACCCUUCCAUGGGAACCGACCCAGUAUGAACCCUCAGAUGAACAUGCAGAGGCCUCCAUUCCCUCCUAUGCCUGAUUUACAGAUGCUGCAGAGCCUUUUCCCAUUUCCAUCUUUAGGUCAGAACCCAGUAGAAUUCUUCAGCAAUUUCCUCAGAAACCAGGCAAUGGGACAAGGAGUAGACCCCAGCCUGGCCUUCAUACAGAACCUCCAGCAGCAGAUGGGUGCUGAGUCGCAGGUGCAGUCUUUACCACCAGCAGUGCAGAAAGCUCUCUUUUUACACCUGGCUCAGCAGCAGCAACAGCCCCAGACACAGGGGAGUGAGCCACAGAGAGUGGAGGGCCAGGAUGAUAACAGUGCAAGCAGAGAUGAAACUACAAACUGGUACUCAAGCGAUGAGGAGGAUGGGAACUGUGUUUCAUCUAUCCUGAAAUCUUUAAAGAAGCAGAAUGAGAUGCACCAGGGACAGCUUUCCCAGCCUCAGCCUGGCUCUGCACCUGCAGCGGUCGGUGACCCUCGACUCAUGAAGGAGAGGGCUCCACCCAAUGACCCACGCAUGAAGACAGAUCCACGCCAGCGACCUGCAGAUGUGAAAAAGGAUGCAGAUGUAGCUGUGGAUCCUCGGCUCACCAGGGACCCCAGAAAGGUAAGACCUGUGGAUCCAAGCUCCUAUCGCCAGCAAACCCACCCAGUUUCUCACAAGCCUCCCACUGGAGAGGAUGAUGAGGAAGGAGAGAGGGAGCUAAGGGACAGAGCUGCUCUUAUCCCUCUGGAUGCCAGCCCUGGUGUGGUGCUGCGGGACCCCCGUUGCCAGCUAAAGCAGUUCAGCCACAUCCGGGUGGACAUUUUACUCCAACGGCCAGCCUUUGCUCAAACAGUGGUUUGGGCCCCUGAGGACCUCAUCCCCUCCUUGGUCCCCAAACAGGAACACUCCAUCAAUCUGCCCCUCCCACCGCUAAUUGCUGACGCUCAGAUGAACCGCACCAGUCUGCCUGACCAUCCCCAUGUCACCACCCCUCCACCCAUGGACCCCCGCCUGGCAGCUGCCCGUCUGAAGGAAGGUGUGGGUCGAAUACCCUCCAGGACUCUGGAGUCUCGAUCCUCCACGGAAAGACCUCUAGAUCCACGGCAGCAUAAGGCUCUGGACCCCAGAAUCAAACGAACAGGAAGUCUAGACUCUAAAGUGCUCACGCAGAAGGAGACCUCUUCGGGAGGAGUCGCUGACCCCAGGCUACAGAGAGCCAGCGCUGGCUCCUCCCCUCAUACUGUUCGAAACAAGCCUGAACCUGAGAGGCUUCCUCCUUAUGCCCCUCGCCUGGCUUCCUCUGGUGGUGGGCUGGAGAGUCCCACUACAAUUCUGGGGGGUAUCAGCCUUUAUGAUCCCCGUACUCAGACUGAGCAAGCUCAGAAGGACCAGACAGAGCCCCCUAAAAAGACAGGCAUUUUGAAACACCCCAAGAAAGACAGUUCUCCACCAUCAUCACUCUCACCGACUCAGCGAAGAGGCUCAUUAGAGGAGGCUAAAAGUGCAGACAGUGCCUCAGAUAGCUCCCCCCAUCAAUCUCCAAGCACCACUACUCCCACAGUGCCUCCUGCCUCACCAAUCAAACCCCCAGCAGUACAUAACCUUCCCAUCCAGGCACUGGCUGGGCUGAUCCGACCCCAGUACACUGACCCUAGGCAGGCUAAACAAGGAGGACAAGGCAGCUCUGCAGGGCUGCAAGAGGAGGGAGAGGAAAAGAAGGAGCAGGAGAAGGAGGAAGCUGCAGAGGAGGAACCAGAACAGAAGGAACCUGAGGAGGAGGCAGAUGACAGGACAUUAAAGGAUGUGUUCAAGACGUUUGAUCCCACUGCCUCCCCUUUCUGUCAGUAAACACGCCAGAGUGGAACUAUAAAAAAGUUGUAUAUAAUUUGUACAUUGAUAAAAACAUGUCUACGAAUCUUUAUUUAGCUUUACAGAAAUCUAUUUAUUUCUGUAUAUAAAACUGUAUAUUAAAUUAACCUCAGCAGAAUUACAUACUAUCCAGCACAUGACACAUUUGUAUCACUGCACACUGCUGUUGGAUUGGCAGUACGGAGUUGCUGGAUAUAUGCACAGACACAGUGUAUAGUUCCUGUCAACAUUAUGAUAUUAAUGCAGAUAUGUGUUUUGAAAGUGUUGAGCCCUUUGUUGUUAUUUCCAUAAAUGUAUAGUAUGGACUAAAGAAUUGCUAAAUUUGAAUGAUCAAAUAAGCUUUUCAGUGUGGCUUGACUCGGAUGUUAUUCACUAAACUCUGAGUCAGUUCCAGGCAUUAACAAAUCACUGAUUUGAUAUUCAGAGAAAUACUGCUUAUUAUAUACAUUGGAAAAAUUAGAAUUCCCUUGAGAAUGUUGUAUCAAAAUAUUUAUUUGAAGACACUUUUUAUUAUGAGUUUUUUUGUGUUAAUGCUCAGUUUUGUGAUAACGGAUUUCACGUGGUUUAAAGGAAGUUUUGAACAUUUACAUUUUUUACCUCACACCCCCUGAUAUGAGUUCAUGAUUUGUCAGCCUCUGACAUACACUGCCCAGAAAAUCAAUAGAGAAUUCCAGCAGUUACAGCUGUUACUGUAUUCUUCACAUUAUUAUUUAGGUAUUAUUAAUGCUUGUCAGAAGGGCAACUUUCUGCAUACGUUGAUAUUGCUAAAACAAAACAAAACUGUUUUGAUUAGGUCCUGAAAUGCCUAUAACAUUGGGAAUAGCUUUUUUCCAUUCAAAUGAUGCUACAAUUCAAAUUGCUUGUGGAAUUGUUUCACUGCAGUUGUUUUUACCAGGCUCAUUUCAAGUUCUCUGCUUAUCUGACAAGGUUUUCUAACAUUACUUUUUAUUUUGAUUUAGAUUUUGUACAUGGAUUGUCAUAAGGUGCACUGCAUGUAAACAGCUGCAGUUAAGUCGUAAGGAGUUGUUAUCUGACAUUUUAUUUUUUGUUGUUAUAUUUUCAUUUGCUAAGACACACUGCUGGCAAGCAUGUAAUUAGCACUAAUUAGUUUCCACUUGUCCAACUGCAAAACCUGAAACAUGAAAAUGGCUUCUUACACAGUCACAUUGCCAUAGUUGGUGUAUGUGUUACAAGUAUGACUUUUCAGGCUGUCUUCAAUAUUUGAUUUGUUGGAGCGGUUUAUUUUGGCAGGUGACUUGUCAUACAGGGUAAUGUGUGCUACAAAGGGUAAAUGUUCUAGACCCACUAAGUUUAGAUUUUGCGUAGACAGUUUGCUUCGUUUGGCCAUUUUGGUGUUUGUCAAAGUGUGGUGCUACCCUUGUUUUUAAGAGAGGCUAAGCUAUAUACUUUUUUAUUGUGCUCAUAAGUCAUAUUUUAAAUGCUUAUUUCAUGUAUAAAGUGUGUUUUUGAAUGUUGUAAAUGAUUAUUUUAUCCUUUAUUUGUCAUUACGGUGGUUAUACAGUAGUUGCCAGAUACUGUACAAGACAUUUAAUGAACUCUAAUAUGCCCAUCACAUUUUAGUGGCUUUAUCAGUAUCUUAAAUAAAAAGAGAUCAAAUAUCAAACA